Fusarium redolens is the source of this 1453-nucleotide messenger RNA. RefSeq lists its product as uncharacterized. The record is from RefSeq and is a predicted model, not a curated record. The coding region runs from base 39 to 1076 and encodes 345 amino acids. Lineage: Eukaryota; Fungi; Ascomycota; Sordariomycetes; Hypocreales; Nectriaceae. The transcript has 3 exons.
CAUCCUACCUCCGACGCAGGACUUCACUCCGAAGCCCAAUGGCGCCCACCGAACCAAAGCCUCUAAGUCCUCUGGACAGAGAUCAGUUACAGGGUCUGAAUGCCAUACGCGAUUUCCUCAAAGUUCGCACCAGCUACGAUGUAUUACCUCUAUCGUUCCGACUCAUCGUCCUCGAUACCGAUCUCCGCAUCAAGAAAGCUAUCAGCAUCUUGACGCAGAACUCAAUCGUAUCGGCUCCUCUCUGGAACUCUAAAACAUCUCGAUUCGCCGGUAUCCUUACGAGCACCGACUUUAUCAAUGUGAUUCAAUACUAUUGCCAGUUUCCUGACGAGUUCAGCAAACUUGAUCAGUUCCGAUUGAGUAGCCUAAGAGGUUUGUCGCUUCUCUCGGCGCAGGCAUCGCUAACAAUACCAGACAUCGAGAAAGCGAUCGGCGCAAUACCCAUCGAAACUGUAUCGGUUCACCCUUCAAAGCCACUUUACGAAGCUUGUAGACGUAUGCUCAAGACUCGCGCCAGACGAAUCCCCCUCGUCGAUGUCGAUAGCGAGACCAACAAGGAAAUGGUUGUUUCAGUCAUCACCCAGUAUCGUAUCCUCAAGUUCAUCGCCGUAAACAACGAACACAACACCGUCCUUUUGAAGAAAACGGUUCGCGACAUUGGUCUCGGUACAUAUUCAGGCAUCGCUACAGCCUCGAUGGGCAGUUCCGUGCUUGAAGUUGUUCAUCUUAUGGUCAGACACAACAUCAGCUGUGUCCCGAUUAUCGAUUCGCAUGGACGAGUUCUAAACGUUUUUGAAGCGGUUGAUGUCAUCCCGUGUAUCAAAAAUGGUGCCUACGAGGAUUUGGAUGGCUCUGUCGGAGAAGCACUCUGCAAGAGAUCCGACGAGAGCCCUGGUAUUUAUACAUGCAGUGAAGGCGAUCGCCUGGACUCCAUUUUUGAUACGGUCCGAAAGAGCAGGGUUCAUCGUCUGAUAGUAGUGGACGAUGAUAACAAGCUCAAGGGUAUCAUUUCGCUGUCCGACAUUCUCAAAUAUGUGUUGCUCUACGGAGUGGAGGACACAAGCAACUGGGCUUGAGAGUAUUGAUGAGGUUAUAAUGAUUGCAUGCCGCUACGAAUAAGGGAGCUCUCAGGAGGGCGCCGGAUAGGAGGCAAGCAUAGAACAGGCGCAAGGGGAAUUUACGUGGAAGGUUAUCAUGUGCACACAAUCUUUCGCUAUAGACCGCUGACAGGCCUGCAUGCAUGACACAGUACAGCUGUCUCAGGGAUGAUGACUUUUAGUGUUAGUGUUACAGUACAGCAAUAGAAGCUUUUCGGCUUCGGGAACCGAGUGGCUGUGAAUAUUUGGAUAGGAUUGGUCAGGUCUCAUUUGAUACGACAUGCGGAUGACGGUCAAACUUGAUGAUGCACUCUGACGACAUUGGUGUUAUCUCUUCUAUUUCAGUAUUUUAUCAA